AGUGCUUGUCACGUGACAGCCAGUCGCGCAUUUGAUAGGCCACUUUUUACUCCGUGUUUAUUUCCGGAAGUAAGUUGUCGGCAGACUUUUACGUUCAUCGAAUUGUAAAUCUACAGCGCCACUUUGACAGGUGCGACCAGAACCGCAGGAUGGCCCACUGGUUUCACAGAAACCCUCUGAAAGCAACGGCGCCGGUCUCCUUCAAUUACUAUGGAGUAGCAGGAAGCCCCGCAGCCAACAAGAUAUGCAAUGACCUGAGGACCACCCGAGCCAGACUGUUGGACAUGUUCACGGAUUCCACCUGCAAUCCAGAGAUGAUGAAGAACGCCACAGACGCUUACUUCUCCUUACUGCAAGGUUUUAUCGCCGCUCUCGAUGGAACCACGCAAGAGAACAAGAUGAGGUUCAUCCAGAACUUUAAGUGGACCGACACCUUACAUGGAAACACUCCGAGUGCCCAGCAGGAUGCAAUCUUUGAACUCGCCUCCAUGGCCUUCAACGUUGCUCUCUGGUACACCAAGUUUGCCUCCAGACUUGCCGGGAAAGAGAACGUAACAGAGGCUGAAGCCAAAGAUGUCCACAAGAGCUUGAAGGUUGCAGCAGGAAUAUUCAAAAAUCUCAAGGAAGUCCACGUCCCGCGCCUCAUCACUCCGGCUGAAAAAGGCAAAGACCUGGAGCCCAGAGUCAUGGACGCAUACAUCAUCCAGAGUCAAGCAGAAGCUCAAGAAGUGACAAUUGCCAGAGCCAUUGAACUGAAGCACAACGCCUCGCUCAUCGCAGCUUUGGCCUUUGAGACAGCAAACUUCUACCAGAAAGCCGAUCACACACUCAACACUCUGGAUCCAGAGUACAGCAGCAAGUGGAGGAAGUACCUUCAGCUGAAGCAGCAGUUCUACAUGGCCUACGCGUACUGCUAUCAUGGACAGACUCUGCUGGCCAGCGACAAGUGUGGAGAGGCCAUUCGAUCGCUGCAGGAGGCCGAAAAGUGCUACUCCCGGGCGGAGGCACUGUGUAAGGAGUACCGUCACACCAGCGGACCCGGCUCCACAGCCAAACCCUCCGAGCAGCUGUUCUUUCUCAAGCUGGGGGCCCUCAUCAAGAACACGCUGGAGAAGUGCCAGAGGGAGAACGGCUUCAUAUACUUCCACAAAGUCCCGGCCGAGGCGCCCCAGCUGGAGCUGAAGGCCAGCUACGGCCUGGCCGAGCCAGUCGGAUUCGAGAUGCCCCCCCUCAGUGAGCAGUGCACCCCUGAAGUCUACGCCACCUUCGAUCUGACCAAGGGAGCCAAAAACGACAAGGGCAAACCUAAGGAAGAGGAGGUGAAGCCGGUGAAGGAGCCCGACCUGAAGCCACAGAAGGACACGGGCUGUGUCCUCUCCUAAACACUCAUCACCGUUUCUAACCUCCACUGCAGUCAGCAAUCCUCCCCCCAUGUGCUCCCCCAGAAUUCCCUUCACUCAUGCUGUCUUAUUAUUUUUGGUAUUAUCAAUCGAUGAUGUAAUGCAUUCCUGCUAAGACAAGUACACCUAUUCUACAAAUGAGCAGUUAUCGUUUGGUAUUUGAUCCGUCUCUUCCAAGUACGGUAAAGUGUUUGAGCCUAUGGGGGGGGGGGGGGGGGGUGGUCUUUGUCUCUUUUAUGUUUUCUUAUUUUUCUUGUUUUAUUUUAUUUUUAUUAGUUAAAAAAUAAUAAAAAAAGUGUCACAAAACCUAAAUUCUGAAAUUAAAUGUUUAGGUUUGAGAUUAAGAUAAAUCUUCUUUAACUUAUACUAAAAAAAAUUCAACAAUUUUUGGGGAAAAUGUCAAAAAUAUUACAAGAAAUUUUCCUUUUUAUAGUUAAGCGGAAUAUAGUGACACAUUAUUGUAAUGAAAAACUGCUGGAAUUCUACUUAAAGAGGUAUAAAUUUUAAGAUUUGAGUCUGGAUACUUCCCAAAAAGAUUUGAGGAGAAACAAAGAUAUUUAUAAGAUUUUUAAGAUUUUUUUUAAAACAAAAAGUCAGAAUUCUGAUAUUUAGUUAAAAUUUUAAGAUUAAAGUCACGACUAUGAGAUAAAAUCCUAACAAUUCUAAAAAGUCACAACAUUUUUGUGCUUGAAUUUACUUAAAUAAAAAAACUGACCGUUUUAGAGCAGCCAUCAAAUAAAAAUAAUAUUUGAGAAUAAAGUUGUAAAAUUAUGAGGAAAAAAUUGUAAAAGCAUAAGAAAAAAGUCAACGUUUUACAAGAAUAGUGGUACAAUUAUUGGAAAAAGGGUUAGAAAUUAUUUUUUUGCUUUUUGAAAAUAAAGUUGUAAAUUUGUCAAAAUAGUCAGAUGUACUAAAAAGUAAAGCAGAUUGUUGAGCAGUCUGAUGUCCAAAAACAAAAAUUAAACCGGUUAAUGAUCGAUUGUCUUUGUUGAAAUGUUUUUAAAGCUAAAUACUAUUAUUAUUUUUUUUCAAAAAAACUUAUGAAGCUUUAUUAUGAGACUUUUUUCUUGUAAAAUGUAGACUUUCCCCCCCUCAAUGUUAUGAUUCUAUUCUCGUUAACUUUAGCCUUUUUUCAUAAUUUUACAACUUUGUCAUAAAAUGUUGCCUUUUUCCUCACAUUUUAUGACUUAAUUAUUGUAAAACUUGCCUUUUUUCCCCACUGUACAACUUAGUAGUAAUAUUUUGACUGUUUUUUUCUCAUAGUUUUAGGACUUUAUUCUCAAAUAUUUGUUCAGUUUUCUUCUUUUAUUGUGCCCCUAUUAGUCCCUCUUGGAAAAAUAUUGAAAAUGAUGAAGCUGGUAGUUUUGUUUUUCUCUGCGGUGGUUCUAAUCUACUCGGUGUCCAAACCUGUCGUUUUUGGAGCUUGUUCUCCUAUUUGCCUGAUAAAUCUAUUUUUUAUGUGCAGAAAGCAGCACUUUAAGGAAGAACCAAACCAAACCAGCCUACUUCUGUUGUUUUUUUGUGUGUGUCAUUUUAAGGUCUGGAGCCCCCACCAAGAAAGUUUCUGCAGCUUCUCAGCUGCUAAGAUUCACAGAAGAAAAGAUAAAGUUGGGACAGAUCUGUUUAAAUCAGAAUGUUAUCUGCUGGACUUUACCAGCCUCUUAAAUAGGAUUUCAAUUAAAACACUAAGCUCUUUACAAAGCUGGAUGUUCUUUCAGAACACAAAGCUAGAAAAAAAAGCACUUUUAUCAUCUGGAACGUGGGAUCGGAAUUGGGUUUGACGGAACCGUUUACAGUUUCUUAUAUCUUCUAAUGGAUUCUUUUGCUGUUUCUUUUCCUUUUUAUCACAUUUUAGAAAACUGUUCUUGUUGGACGCUACUGAUUUGAAGUCUGUUUUAUGAGGAAAAAGUGAUUUAUUUCUACUGAAUACACUUUUGACGUCAUGGAGCUUUGAAUUGCAGUCUGUUGCUAUGGAUGAUGACUGAAUAGUUUUUGAAAUGCAGGAAGUAACUACUCUGUGUUCCUGAAAACCACAUACAUGAAAGUGGACUCCUGCUCUAUGUACCAUCCCUCCCGCUUUUCAAAAUAAAAGUCCUGUCAAUUAGAGCAUUGCUCGUGGCUGCUGGAAACAUAAAGAAACAGUAAUAUGCUGCUUUAAUGUGCUGUUUGCUAACCAAAAGUAGACGUGUACACCUUUAUGGCACACUAUGGAGAUGGUUUGAAUGAUGUGUACUGUAGUUCAUCUUUUAUUUUUUCAAAGUCGGUCCCCAUCAGUUUGUGGGCUAAUGUUUAAGGUUAAGUCCCGUCAUCCCAAAUGUAUUCACUUCCCUUUCUCUAAGUGUGUCUUUCAUUAAAAAUAAAAUUCAUAUGUUAUUAAACGUUUUCAUUUAUGUAUAAAAAGGUGUUAAUAAUGCAUAAUCAUUUAAAAGAAAACAAUUUUCUGCAAUGUAUCUUUAGAAAAUAUAAACACAUUGAUUAUUUCAUGUUAAACAUUAUAUUACCUGUAAUAAAUCAUCAUAAGCCGUGUCA
Oryzias latipes (Japanese medaka) is the source of this 3929-nucleotide messenger RNA. RefSeq names its product BRO1 domain and CAAX motif containing (gene brox). The record is from RefSeq and is a predicted model, not a curated record. Lineage: Eukaryota; Metazoa; Chordata; Actinopteri; Beloniformes; Adrianichthyidae.